UCAGUUUUCCGUGCACACUCAACGAGAAGAAACAUACGUAAUACGGUAAAAUAUUUGUGUUUUGUAAAAUUGCUGAAAUUGCACACUGAAAAUUCCAGUCUGCUCAGCAAGCGAAAAUAUGUGGCAUGGAAUUGCUGUGCUCUGCUGCAUUUGGAGUGCAUUUUUGGUGAACAACAGCCUGCAGCAACAAAUCAGCAUUGGUGCCCUUUUCUACGACAAUGAACUGGAGCUGGAGAAGGAAUUUAUGUCGGUUAUAAAUUCUAUUAAUGGACCUCAACCUGACCAAGGCUCUUUCAUAUAUCCUUUGAUAAAACGUUUAAAGCCCGAGGAUGGCAGCGUUAUUCUUCAAGAACACGCCUGCGAUCUAAUUGAUAAUGGUGUCGCCGCUAUUUUUGGACCAAGUUCACAAGCGGCUAGCGACAUCGUUGCUCUAGUGUGCAAUAGUACUGGGAUACCACAUAUUGAGUUCGAUAUGUCCGAUGAGGAGCAUAUGGAGGAGAAGCCGAACCAUCAAAUGAGCCUCAAUCUGUAUCCCUCACAGCUGAUGCUCUCCAAGGCCUAUGCGGAUAUUGUGCAGAAUUAUGGCUGGCGAAAAUUCACAAUUGUCUACGAUGCAGAUGAUGCCAAGGCAAAUGCCCGGUUGCAAGAUCUGUUGCAACUGUGCGACAUGCACAAUGAUGUGGUACGUGUGCGUAAAUACACAAAGGACGACGACUAUCGUGUGAUGUGGAAGAGCAUCCGGGGAGAGCGUCGUGUGGUCUUGGACUGUGCUCCCGAUAUGCUCGUCGAGCUGCUCAACUCCUCAUCGGAGUUCGGCUUAACCGGACAGUUUAAUCACAUUUUCCUCACCAAUCUGGAGACAUACAGUGAUCAUCUGGAGGAGCUCACUGCGGAUAAUGAAACAUUUGCCGUGAACAUAACCGCAGCCCGUAUACUGCUCACUCCGGAGCCACCAGCCCACCUUCGUCUAUAUGGCUAUGUGUCACAACGUGACAGUGUUGUGUAUGAGAACAAUGAGCCUGUACGCACUUUAUUGCAUGACCUGAUAAACGAUGGAGUCCAGCUGUUUGUACAAUCCUGGCGAAAUGCCAGCUACUUCUAUCCGGAUCGAAUGGCGGUGCCUCGCAUGAAUUGUGAUUUGGCCACCUCCGGUGGGCGUCCUUGGCCAAUGGGUCGCUUCUUGACGCGCCUUAUGAAGGGGACUUCCGGUGUGAAUAGCACGAAUUUUCGCACCAGCAAUUUACAGUUUGACGAGGAUGGACAGCGAAUUAAUUUCAAUAUUGAAAUUUAUGACCCCACCGAUAACAUUGGCAUCGCCGUGUGGGACACAAGGGGCCAGAUAACCCAGCUGGACAUGGAGAUGAAGGUGCAGAAGAAGGUUGUCUAUCGCGUUGCCACCCGCAUUGGUCCGCCCUAUUUCUCCCGGAACGAGACCGCAAUGGAACUCAAUUUGACGGGCAAUGCAAUAUACCAAGGAUAUGCUGUGGAUCUCAUCGAUGCCAUUGCGCAAGAGGUGGGAUUCGAGUAUAUAUUUCUGCCUGUGGCGGAUCAGCAGUAUGGCAAACAGGACAAGGAUACGAAACAGUGGAAUGGCAUCAUUGGUGAAAUCAUCAAUAAUGAUGCUCACAUGGGCAUUUGUGAUUUGACAAUCACUCAAGCUCGUCGCACAGCUGUUGAUUUUACGGUGCCCUUUAUGCAGCUGGGUGUCAGCAUACUGGCCUACAAGAGUCCGCACAAGGAGAAGGAGCUGCAUGCCUAUCUGAAGCCCUUUGGCGGAGAGGUCUGGAUUUGGAUACUCAUAUCUGUGUUUGCCAUGUCCUUCCUCAAGGUCAUCAUAGCAAGAAUCGCCAAGGAUGAGUGGGUGAAUGCGCAUCCUUGCAAUCAUGAUCCGGACGCCUUGGAGAAUCAGUGGCAUUUGCAUAAUACAUUUUGGCUGACGGUGGCAUCGAUAAUGACAGCUGGCUGUGACAUUUUGCCCCGGAGUCCACAGGUGCGUCUGUUUGAGGCCACUUGGUGGAUAUUUGCCAUCAUUAUUGCCAAUUCGUAUACGGCCAAUUUGGCUGCCUUUUUGACCAGCUCCAAGAUGGAGGGCAGCAUCGGCAAUCUCAAAGAUCUGAGUGCGCAAAAGGAUGUUAAGUUUGGCACCAUUCUCGGUGGAAGCACCUAUAACCUGUUGGCCGAGUCCAAUGAGACGGUCUAUCGCCUGGCCUUCAAUCUGAUGAACCAGGAUGAUCCCUCGGCCUACACCAAGGAUAAUGAUGAGGGUGUUGAGCGAGUGCUGGCUAGCUGCGGUGACUAUAUGUUCCUCAUGGAGACGACAACGCUCGAGUAUAAUCGCGAGCAGCACUGCGAUCUGAGGGCGGUGGGCGAGAAGUUUGGGGAGAAGCAUUAUGCGAUUGCGGUACCCUUUGGCGCCGAGUACCGUUCCAAUUUGAGUGUUGCCAUCUUGCGGCUGAGCGAGCGAGGCGAACUGUACAAUCUAAAGCAGAAGUGGUGGAAGAAUCCCAAUGCCAGCUGCUUCGAGGAACCCGAUCCGGAUGCCACCCCAGACAUGACCUUCGAGGAGCUGCGUGGCAUCUUCUACACGCUCUAUGUGGGCAUUCUGAUUGCCUUUCUCAUUGGCAUCACCGAGUUUCUUGUCUAUGUGCAACAAGUGGCACUCGAAGAACGUUUGCGGUUCAAGGAAGCCCUCAGAAAGGAGAUGCUGUUCGUGCUGUGCGUGUGGAACAACAAAAAGCCAAUUGCACGCAAUACGCCGGCCUCCAGUUUGGGCGCCACGUCGCGCCAAUCAACGGAGAAGUCCAUGGAGCGGACACCGAAGUCAGCGCGUCGCAUUGUCCUUGGCCGCUCCUCUGAGGAGAUGCGCGAAUUGCCGCCGCAGAGCCGAGCAGGUAGCAGCAGCGAGGAGAAGGACAAGGAGCAGCACGAAGCACGCGUCUGAUAUUUUCACUCUUCAUUCUCCUUAUAAUCUCUCCUCAAUAAUAAUCCAAAAAAUAAAAAUAUUAAAUAAUAAUAAAAAAUAAAUGAAGAAAUGA
Drosophila grimshawi is the source of this 3035-nucleotide messenger RNA. RefSeq names its product glutamate receptor ionotropic, kainate 2 (gene GluRIIC). Bases 119 to 2941 code for a protein of 940 amino acids. Gene Ontology annotation, biological process: monoatomic ion transport; modulation of chemical synaptic transmission; synaptic transmission, glutamatergic. Gene Ontology annotation, cellular component: plasma membrane; postsynaptic membrane. NCBI's taxonomy places the organism in Eukaryota, Metazoa, Arthropoda, Insecta, Diptera, Drosophilidae. The transcript has 11 exons. Gene Ontology annotation, molecular function: glutamate-gated receptor activity; transmitter-gated monoatomic ion channel activity involved in regulation of postsynaptic membrane potential. The record is from RefSeq and is a predicted model, not a curated record.